Messenger RNA from Thalassophryne amazonica, 2794 nucleotides. Its product is annotated as double-stranded RNA-specific editase 1-like. Gene Ontology annotation, cellular component: cytoplasm; nucleolus. NCBI's taxonomy places the organism in Eukaryota, Metazoa, Chordata, Actinopteri, Batrachoidiformes, Batrachoididae. The coding region runs from base 53 to 2299 and encodes 748 amino acids. Gene Ontology annotation, biological process: adenosine to inosine editing; RNA processing. Gene Ontology annotation, molecular function: tRNA-specific adenosine deaminase activity; double-stranded RNA binding; double-stranded RNA adenosine deaminase activity. The record is from RefSeq and is a predicted model, not a curated record. The transcript has 10 exons.
AGCCUCCAGGAGGAGAGCUUAGGGGAGAUAUCAGAGUCAGUGAGUCUGAGCCAUGGCUCUGCUACUGGACCGCUCCAACAACACAGCUUCCUACUACUGCCUCAUCCACCGCAGGUUCAAGAGGAGGCGAAAGAGACGCUCUGAACGGAAAGGUAGUGCAGGAACCCAGCCACCUGUAAUCCAGACCACUACAGAGGGGAGUCAAGUAGAAACCAUGAGUUCAUGCAGCACAGAUGUUAAGGAAAAUCGGAACUUGGACAAACUCUUCUCCAAAGAAGGGAUUGCACCUGAGGGUGCUCAACUCCCCAAGGGGAGUACUGGGGGUGGGAGGAAGCGUCCCUUAGAAGAGGGCAAUAAUGGGCAUGCACAUUCCAAGUACAGGCCCAAAAAGCGUAAGAAAGUCCCUGGGCCUAUUCUGCCAAAGAAUGCCCUCAUGCAGCUGAAUGAGAUCAAACCAGGGCUACAGUACAGACUUCUGUCUCAAACUGGGCCUGUCCAUGCACCAGUUUUUGUAAUGACUGUGGAGGUCAAUGGGCAGCUCUUUCGUGGUUCAGGUCCUACCAAGAAGAAAGCCAAGCUGAAUGCAGCGGAGAAAGCUCUGCGUUCCUUCGUCCAAUUCCCCAAUGCAUCUGAAGCCCACAUGGCCAUGGGCCGGACUCUUUCUGUUCACACGGAUUUCACCUCUGAUCAAGCUGACUUUCCCAACGUGCUAUUUAACGCCUUUGAGUCAUCAACCCCAGUAGAUGACUCAUUUUACCUCACUUCUAACAGCCAUGGUUCCUUCAGUACACUGGGACUAGAAUACUCACUGUUGCCCUCCGCUGUCCCAUGCCUGGCCCAGGUAUCCUUACCUUCAGCCCCCAAUGCCUUCAUCUGCCCAACAAUUGGCAAGAAUCCAAUCAUGACCCUCAACGAGCUGCGGCCAGGCCUCAAGUAUGACUUUGUGUCUGAGAGUGGAGAGAGCCAUGCCAAAAACUUUGUCAUGUCAGUGACUGUAGAUGCUCAGAUGUUCCAGGGCUCUGGACGGAAUAAGAAGCUGGCUAAGUCCAGGGCAGCCCAGGCUGCACUUUCAGCUCUCUUUAACAUGCAUCUGGAUCAGACACCAUCACGGCAGCCUAUACCCAGAGAAGGACUGCAGCUUCACCUGCCACAGGUCCUGGCAGAUGCCGUCUCUCGCCUGGUUGUUGAAAAAUUCAGCGAACUGACUGAUAACUUCACUUCACCACAUGCUCGUAGGAAAGUGCUGGCUGGUGUCGUCAUGACAGCAGGGACAGAUGUGAAGCAGGCUCAGGUAAUCUGUGUGUCCACGGGGACAAAGUGUAUCAAUGGUGAAUACAUGAGCGACAGAGGUUUGGCGCUGAACGACUGUCAUGCUGAGAUUGUGGCUCGUCGAUGCCUCAUCAGGUACCUGUAUGCCCAGUUGGAGCAUUUCCUCAGUAACAAUGAAGAGGAGCAGCAGAAAUCGGUCUUCACCAGGUGUGAAAACAGAUACGGGUUCCAGCUGAAGCAGAACAUUGAGUUCCAUCUGUACAUCAGCACCUCUCCUUGUGGCGAUGCUCGCAUUUUCUCACCUCAUGAAGCUGGAGUGGAGGAUCAUGGAGAUAGACAUCCAAACAGAAAAGCUCGUGGGCAGCUCCGCACUAAAAUUGAAUCUGGGGAAGGAACCAUCCCUGUACGCUCCAGUAACACCAUUCAGACGUGGGACGGGGUUCUUCAGGGCGAAAGGCUUCUUACCAUGUCCUGCAGUGACAAAAUCGCCAGAUGGAAUGUGGUUGGAUUUCAAGGCUCAUUGAUGACCUACUUCACUGAAACAAUGUACUUCUCCAGCAUCAUCCUGGGCAGCCUCUACCACGCAGACCAUCUCUCCAGAGCCAUGUACCAGAGGGUUUCAGAGAUUGAAGAACUGCCGCAGUCCUUCAGCUUAAAUCGACCACUUCUCAGUGGAAUAAGCAAUGCUGAAGCUCGUCAGCCGGGGAAAGCACCAAAUUUCAGUGUGAACUGGACAAUGGGAGACCAUGGACUCGAGGUUAUUAAUGCCACCACUGGCAAAGAUGAUUUGGGUCAACCAUCCAGGCUAUGUAAACACACCCUCUACAGCCAGUGGACACGCCUCUAUAAUAAGCUCUCCUCUACCUUGCGGAUCAGAACCGUGAGGCCUAGGAGCUACUACGAGGCCAAGCAGGCAGCGGUGGACUACCAUGCUGCCAAACAGACACUCUUCAGAGCGUUCCACAAAGCCGGAUUGGGCGCCUGGGUGAAGAAACCUAUCGAGCAGGACCAGUUUGCUCUGGCCACCUGAGUCAGUGUUGGGCUGUUAUAUAACUGCUCGCUUUACUUUCAGCAACAUUCUUGGUUAAUUUCAGUGUUGAAUUUUUUUAAAAUAUGCCUAAUUUUUUUAUGCCUCACACUCCACCACCUGUGUCAGCCAGCACAUUUAUUGCUACGUUCAUAAAAAGAUCAUCAUUCAGUUAUGCAACUUUAUACAAAAGGGGAAUUGUAAUAAAAAGUUCUGAACACUGGAAAGCAUAACGGUUUAAAAUAGCACUUGUUUAUAAGAGAAUUCUGACAAUAAUUAUUUUGCAUGCAAUUAUACCACAUUCAUGUUUGUUACUAUCCUCAGUGUCAUCUCAAGUGAUGAUGCACAUUUGAAGUCAACAUGUUUUUAACUGUAUGAAUCAAAGUUUCGUCCUGCAGUUCUUCUCUAUGGUGUGGAACUAUUGUUGAAUGAUGUCAAUAGGGUUUAGUUCUAAAAUAAAUAAAUAAAUAAAUGGAAUAAUCUUUGCCAGCUGUGAUU